AUGAAGCUCUCCACUCUCUUUGCAUAUGCCACAGUUGCCAUCGCCGGCACAGAGGCUUGGAGCUUCACGGUCUGGACGGAGAAGGACCAGAAGGGGAAACAGCGCCACUACCACAGCAGUCUCGGAGAUAAUGACUGCUACAACUUCGACGAUUCCAUUACUUCAAAGGGCGUUGGGUCAUUCGAAUUCUGCAGCUUUGUCUGGACCCGUUGCUCCGUCUCAAUCCACAGCGACAUCGGUUGUCGGGGCAAGAAGCUGGGGUCCGCCACAGCCGCCGACAAGGGCUUCUUGUGGCCGACAAAGUGGGCCAAAAACAGCAGCAAGGCAGGGCAGAAAAUGAAGAGCUUCAGGAUUCAGGGCUGCAAGCAUAUUCCUGUCACUGGAGGUUCAUUGGAUAUUGCUAGCUGUAAGAACCAGAGGUUUUAG
This is a messenger RNA of Purpureocillium lilacinum, 426 nucleotides long. The record is from RefSeq and is a predicted model, not a curated record. Lineage: Eukaryota; Fungi; Ascomycota; Sordariomycetes; Hypocreales; Ophiocordycipitaceae.